Messenger RNA from Theobroma cacao (cacao), 405 nucleotides. Lineage: Eukaryota; Viridiplantae; Streptophyta; Magnoliopsida; Malvales; Malvaceae. The record is from RefSeq and is a predicted model, not a curated record.
AUGGCGAAUAGUUUAUCACUUAGAAGCAUACUUGAUGCAAACAAGUUGAUAAGCCCAAAUUUCAUUGACUGGUUUCGCAAUAUCAAGAUUCUCUUGAAAGAAGAGAAAAAGGCUUAUGUCCAAGAUGAUCCUAUUCUUGAGGAACCUAGCGAUGAUGCUACAAAUGAGGAAAAAGAGGCGUAUAUAAUUUAUAUCGAUGAUCUCGAUCAAGCCACAUAUGUGAUGUUGGCUAGUAUGGCUCCAAAUCUUCAAAAGCAACAUGAAGCUAUGAACGCUCUAGAUAUUAUCCUAAACCUUAGAGAAAUGUUCGAUAAGGAAAGUCGCACAAAGAGAUUCGACAUCUCAAGGGACUUGUUUUUAUGUAAGAUGUUUGAGGGAAGCCCAGUAAGGCCUCAUGUGCUUUAG